UUUAAGAUGGCAGGGAGAGGCAGGCUGGUGUCCUGUUUAUGUUUUGGUCUGUUUGGUGUCCUUUGCUGGGUGUGGGUCUCCUUUGCGUCAUUCCCUGAUGAGCAUCACUAUGAUGCAGUGGACCAAGGACUUUUUAAACCCCAAAGUGCUCUCGCUGACAUGGAGUUUGCCCCAAUGAGUUCUUACCGUGGACCUGGCAACCAAGAUGAGCGAAGUAACAAGGAGCUGCCUAUUAUCCUGUGGUGGAGCGGAGGCUUAUUCCCACAUUUUCCUGGGGAUACUGAACGAAUUGACUGUGCCACCUCGUCCUGUCUGGCUACAAGUAAUCGCAAGGUUCAGCUGUACAAAAGGACCUCAUCCAUCAUCUUCUACGGGACAGACUUUCGAGCCUACGAAGCACCGCUCCCUCGUCUGCCCCACCAGACGUGGGCUCUGUUCCACGAAGAGUCCCCCAUGAAUAACUACCUCCUCUCACACAGCCCUGGCAUCAGGCUGUUCAAUUACACCGCCACGUUUCGUCGAGAGUCCGACUACCCUUUAACCCUGCAGUGGCUCCCAUCUCUGAGCUACCUGUUGGAGCCAACGGCGGUAUCUCUGAAGGAGAAGAACCAGCUGAGGAGGGAAGGCUUGGCCCCUGUACUCUACAUGCAAUCUCACUGCGACGUGCCUUCUGAUAGAGACCGAUACAUACGAGAGCUCAUGAAGUACAUCCAGGUGGAUUCUUACGGUAAAUGUCUGAACAACAAAGCUCUGCCUGCUCAUCUAGAAGACACGUCCACCGCCACAGGUGAAGAGGCCUCCUUCAUGACGUUUGUCAGCCGCUACAAGUUCCACCUGGCACUGGAGAAUGGCCUGUGCCCAGACUACAUGACUGAGAAGCUGUGGCGGCCCCUCCACCAGGGCUGCGUUCCCAUUUACCGGGGCUCUCCCGUUGCGGCGGACUGGAUGCCCAACAACCACUCUGUCAUUUUCAUCGACGACUUCCCUUCACCUAAAGCACUCGCCGACUUCCUUAAGUUUCUAGAUGAAAACGACAACGAAUAUGCCAAAUAUUUGGAGUUCAAAAACAUUCACAGCGUUACCAACGCUCGUUUGCUGGAGGCUCUGGAGACCCGCGAAUGGGGGGUUAACGACAUGAGCAAACCCAACUACUUAAAUGGAUUUGAGUGCUAUGUGUGCGACCGGGAGAACGCCAGGCAUGCUGCAGAGCGAGCCAAUAGAAAAGCUCCUGAGACCAACCCGCCUCCAAAAGCAAAGAUGGCUUCCAGCGCUCAUAUGGGAUGCCCUCUGCCCAGCCCGAGCUAUGGAGAAGUCCAAGACCUGCCGGAACAUGAUGGAUGGUUGCAAAUGUGGCCUCAGGACUACUGGCAUAGCCUGGACCAAGCGGAAGGGCUGGAGUCCCUGAUAAGAACUAACGAAUCGGAUCCGGCACUGUUGUGGAAGCACAUCCAAAGAAUCGCUGUGAGCCGAGCCAGAGGCAAACACUGA
Nerophis lumbriciformis (worm pipefish) is the source of this 1488-nucleotide messenger RNA. The record is from RefSeq and is a predicted model, not a curated record. Lineage: Eukaryota; Metazoa; Chordata; Actinopteri; Syngnathiformes; Syngnathidae.